This is a messenger RNA of Ipomoea triloba (trilobed morning glory), 1881 nucleotides long. Its product is annotated as alkane hydroxylase MAH1-like. The coding region runs from base 81 to 1628 and encodes 515 amino acids. The transcript has 2 exons. NCBI's taxonomy places the organism in Eukaryota, Viridiplantae, Streptophyta, Magnoliopsida, Solanales, Convolvulaceae. Gene Ontology annotation, molecular function: oxidoreductase activity, acting on paired donors, with incorporation or reduction of molecular oxygen; monooxygenase activity; iron ion binding. The record is from RefSeq and is a predicted model, not a curated record.
UAUAAUAUCGCCUACCUACACUAGUAGUAGUGGAUAUACAUAUAUACAACAAUAUAUAUAAUGAUCAUUAUCCUAAGGAUAUGGAGUUCCUUCAUGUUCUUGUUUUGAGUGUGUUAUGCAGUGUUUUAUGUUGGGCAUUUGUGCGGAAGAGACGCAGUAGCAGAAGCUCGGUUCCCACAAAUUGGCCUAUCAUCGGAAUGGUUCCAGCGAUCCUUGGGAAUGCUCACCGGAUCCACGACUAUCUGACGGAGCUCGUCAAACUCGGAAAUGGCACAUUUGAGUUCAAAGGGCCUAAUCGUCAUAUCUUUGGUAACAUGGACAUGCUUUUCACUUGUGACCCUGCUAACAUCAACCACAUUCUCUGCAAAAACUUCGCAAACUACCCAAAGGGUCCCCAUUUCAUGAAAAUCUUUGGAGGAGCUCUCGGAGAUGGGAUAAUCAGCACGGAUUCUGAGCUUUGGGAGCUUCACAGGAAGACCACCACGCCCCUCAUGAAUCACCCAAACUUCCGCGCUUUGUUAGAGAGGAACGUCGCGGAAAAGAUAGAGAAUGGGUUGUUUCCAGUUCUUGAUCAUUACGCUGAACAAGGAAUCCAGGUUGAUUUGCAGGAAAUUUUCUAUAUGUCCACUUUUGACGUAAGCUGUCUGCAGUUUUUCGACGUGGAUCCGGGCACCCUCUCCCUUGAUUCGCCUGGAGACCAUCCAUUUUGUAAGGCCAUCAGGGAGGCAGUGAACGCUAUUUUCUACAGACAUAUACUCCCGGAGAGGUGUUGGAAGUUACAGAAAUGGUUUGCCGGGAUUGAUAGAGAGAAGAAGCUCAGUGAAGCUGUAAAGACUGUUGAUCAGUUCAUAUACCCGAUCCUUUUGGAACGAGGGAAAAUCUUACCGAGGACAGAUCAACUCAACAAAAAUCAACAACUGCCUAGUAAUUUCAGCAUGGUGACUUCUCACAUUGAAGCACACCGGGGAAAGUCGAUGCAAUUUCUCCGAGACACCUUUCUGGCUUUGAUAAUUUCAGGAGCAGAUACCAUGGGCUCAGCACUCACUUGGUUCUUUUGGCUCCUUGCCAAGAACUCACUGGUUGAAUCAAAGAUCCUUGAAGAGAUCCUUCAACUAAAUCUAGUAAAAGAAGACAAUAAGGUUGUGGUUUUUAAGGCUGAAGAAUGCCACAAGUUAAUCUACCUCCACGCUGCUUUUUGUGAAUCUCUUAGGUUAUUUCCUUCCUUUCCCAUCAAUAACAAAACACCAAUGGAGACAGAUAUUCUCCCCAGUGGCCACGUUGUUACUCCAAACACGAAAAUAUUACUGCCAUUUCAUUCAAUGGGGAGGAUGGAUGCAAUCUGGGGUGAAGAUUGCCUGGAAUUCAAGCCUGAGAGAUGGAUUUCACCUGAUGGAAGAAGAAUCAAGCACAACCCAUCUUACAAGUUUCCAGCCUUCAAUGCUGGACCCAGAAGUUGCAUAGGCAGGGAAAUGGCUUUCAUUGAAACGAAAAUGGUUGUCGCUAGUACAAUAUGUCGCUUUGAGUGUCAGCUGGUAGAACCUCAUUCUACACCUCUACUUAGAGAAUCAUUUCUUCUUGAAAUGAAACAUGGUUUGAAGGUCAAGCUCACCAAGCGUAAGUACUUGUGAACCCAUUAACACUCUCUCAACAAUCAAUUAUAUAUAUUAUCAUCAUAUUGUGUUAAUUAAAAUGCUCGCGUAUAUAUGUUCUAAUAAUAUAUGGCCAGGUAGCAUAAGUAUCUGUACGUAGACUCUUGGUCUUUAUGUGAAUCUUGUUGAGAAAAUUGAAGAGAUUAUUAAAUUAAAUAAAAGUCUGUAUUAAGAGUGCAAGAAUCUUCUUAAUAUUUUUUUUUAAUGUAAUGUAAAUGUGUUUGUGUUGAUA